AUGAUCAAGCCCGGAGGUAUUGAUCUCGGUACAACCUACUCUUGCGUAGGCAUCUUCAGGGAUGACCGCAUUGAGAUUAUCGCGAACGACCAGGGUAACCGUACUACACCGUCGUUCGUCGCCUUCACAGACACAGAGCGCCUCAUCGGUGACUCCGCGAAGAACCAGGUUGCCAUGAACCCUAUCAACACAGUUUUCGACGCCAAGCGCCUUAUUGGCCGCAAGUUCGCCGACGCUGAGGUUCAGGCCGACAUGAAGCACUUUCCCUUCAAGGUAAUCGACAAGGCUGGCAAGCCCGUCAUCCAGGUCGAAUUCAAGGGCGAGGAGAAGACUUUCACACCUGAGGAGAUCUCCUCCAUGGUCCUUGUCAAGAUGAGGGAGACCGCUGAGUCGUACCUCGGUGGAACUGUCAACAACGCCGUCGUCACAGUCCCUGCUUACUUCAACGACUCGCAACGUCAAGCCACCAAGGAUGCCGGUCUCAUUGCUGGCCUGAACGUCCUCCGCAUCAUCAACGAGCCCACUGCCGCGGCUAUCGCCUACGGUCUUGACAAGAAGACCGAGGGUGAGCGUAACGUCCUCAUCUUCGAUCUUGGAGGUGGUACAUUCGAUGUAUCCCUCUUGACUAUUGAAGAGGGUAUCUUCGAGGUCAAGUCUACUGCCGGAGACACCCACUUGGGUGGUGAGGACUUCGACAACCGCCUUGUCAACCACUUCACUAGUGAAUUCAAAAGGAAACAUAAGAAGGAUCUCACUUCUAACGCCCGCGCCCUUCGUCGUCUCCGCACCGCCUGCGAGCGUGCCAAGCGCACUCUCUCUUCCUCUGCUCAAACCUCCAUUGAAAUCGACUCCCUGUUCGAGGGUAUCGACUUCUACACUUCGAUUACCCGUGCCCGUUUCGAGGAGCUCUGCCAGGAUCUCUUCCGCUCCACCAUGGAGCCCGUCGAACGUGUCCUCCGCGACGCUAAGAUUGAUAAGUCCUCUGUUCACGAGAUUGUUCUUGUCGGUGGUUCCACACGUAUCCCCAAGGUUCAGAAGAUGGUCUCCGACUUCUUCAACGGCAAGGAGCCCAACAAGUCCAUCAACCCUGACGAGGCUGUUGCCUACGGUGCCGCUGUUCAGGCGGCUAUCUUGUCUGGAGACACUUCCUCUAAGUCCACCAACGAGAUCCUCCUUCUCGACGUCGCGCCGCUCUCUCUCGGUAUCGAGACUGCUGGUGGUGUCAUGACUGCUCUCAUCAAGCGCAACACCACUAUCCCCACCAAGAAGUCUGAGGUCUUCUCCACCUUCUCCGACAACCAGCCUGGUGUCCUCAUCCAGGUCUACGAGGGUGAGCGUGCCCGCACAAAGGACAACAACCUCCUCGGAAAGUUCGAGCUUACCGGAAUCCCACCUGCGCCCCGUGGUGUCCCUCAGAUUGAGGUCACCUUCGAUGUUGACGCCAACGGUAUCAUGAACGUCUCCGCUCUCGAGAAGGGCACCGGAAAGACCAACAAGAUCGUCAUCACCAAUGACAAGGGUCGCCUGUCCAAGGAGGAGAUCGAGCGCAUGCUUGCUGAGGCCGAGAAGUACAAGGCUGAGGAUGAGGCCGAGUCUUCCCGUAUCUCUGCUAAGAAUGCCCUCGAGUCCUACGCUUACUCUCUCCGCAACACUCUCUCAGACUCUAAGGUCGACGAGAAGCUCGAUGCUGGCGACAAGGAGAAGCUCAAGGCCGAGAUCGACAAGACCGUUGCCUGGUUGGACGACAACCAGACUGCUACCAAGGACGAGUAUGAGUCUCAGCAGAAGGAGCUCGAGGGUGUCGCCAACCCCAUCAUGAUGAAGUUUUACGGAGCUGGUGGUGAGGGUGGCAUGCCUGGCGGUAUGCCUGGCGGUGCUCCCGGCGGUGCCGCUCCUGGCGCUGGCGGCGAUGACGGUCCUACCGUCGAGGAGGUCGACUAA
Molecule: messenger RNA, 1941 nt
Organism: Didymella exigua CBS 183.55
Lineage: Eukaryota; Fungi; Ascomycota; Dothideomycetes; Pleosporales; Didymellaceae
Product: heat shock 70 kDa protein
Exons: 4
Coding region: 1-1941 (646 amino acids)
Biological process (GO): protein refolding; cellular response to unfolded protein; vesicle-mediated transport
Cellular component (GO): cytosol; cytoplasm; plasma membrane
Molecular function (GO): heat shock protein binding; ATP-dependent protein folding chaperone; misfolded protein binding
Source: RefSeq, a predicted model, not a curated record